Messenger RNA from Nothobranchius furzeri (turquoise killifish), 2054 nucleotides. RefSeq names its product dnaJ homolog subfamily A member 3, mitochondrial. Gene Ontology annotation, molecular function: ATP binding; protein kinase binding; heat shock protein binding. Gene Ontology annotation, cellular component: mitochondrion. Gene Ontology annotation, biological process: response to heat; negative regulation of apoptotic process; mitochondrion organization. Lineage: Eukaryota; Metazoa; Chordata; Actinopteri; Cyprinodontiformes; Nothobranchiidae. The record is from RefSeq and is a predicted model, not a curated record.
CUACGCUGACUUGCUGCAGGAAGUGACGCAGUCAUGGCGUACUCCACAACCCGGUUCACCACACGCUUGUUAGCGGCUACGGCGUCUUGUGCACCUUUAAGCGGCCGUUUUCUUGUUGUUUGGGGAGUUCACCAAGCGACGGUAUGGCGGGCUCACCGGGGAGGGAUAGCGGCCAGCCUGAGCUCCUGGAGUCGCGGAAAUGGGCUGACAUUGAGCGGACCGCAAGGUGUGGGAUGUGUGCGUGGAAGUACCUGCUGCUCGUUCCACUCCAGCUGCAGAGUCUCAAGCAAACAAGACCUGUACGAAGUCCUAGGUGUCAACCGCAGUGCCUCACAAAAGGAAAUCAAAAAGGCUUACUAUCAGUUGGCAAAGAAGUACCAUCCAGAUACCAAUCCAGACGAUCCGGAGGCGAAAGAGAAGUUCGCUCAGCUGGCUGAAGCUUAUGAGGUGCUUAGUGAUGAGGUGAAGAGAAAACAGUAUGACACAUACGGAGCGGCGGGAUUUGACCCGAACCGCACUGAAGCGGGCCAGCAGCAGUACUACAGAGCAGGUGGAGCCACCAUUGACCCCGAGGAGCUCUUCAGGAAGAUCUUCGGGGAGUUUACAGGAGGCAUGGGCUUUGGAGACAUCAACAACAUGUUUGACCAGAGGCCUGAGUAUCUGAUGGAACUGACGUUUUCCGAGGCAGCUAAGGGGGCAAAUAAGGAGCUGAGUGUGAACAUUGAUGAUGUCUGCCCGAGGUGUCACGGAAAGGCCAGCGAGCCGGGCACCAAAGUGUCUCAGUGUCACUACUGCAAAGGCACGGGAACGGAGACCAUCAACACCGGUCCUUUCAUGAUGCGCGCCACGUGUCGAAGGUGUGGCGGGAAAGGCUCCAUCAUAAGCACUCCGUGCGCUCUGUGCAGAGGGUCAGGCCAGAUCAAGAAGAGGCAGUGGGUCACCGUACCUGUACCUGCUGGUGUGGACAACGGCCAGACCAUACGCAUGCCAGUAGGGACUAAAGAAAUCCUCAUCACCUUCAGGGUCCAGUCGAGCCCAGUGUUUAGACGGAACGGAGCAGACAUCCACUCUGAUGCUUUCAUCUCCGUGGCUCAGGCCAUCCUGGGAGGCACGGCCACAACACAGGGCCUGUAUGAAACCGUCAGCAUGGCGAUUCCUGCUGGCUGUCAGGCCGAUCAGGUGAUCCGGUUACAGGGGAAAGGCAUCCGCAGACUCAACAGCUACAGUUAUGGAGAUCAUUACGUUCACAUCAAGAUCAAAGUGCCAAAGAAGCUGACGCGGAGACAGCGCUCCUUGUUGCUGAGUUAUGCAGAAGAAGAGACGGAGGUUCAGGGUUCCGUCAAUGGGGUCAGUCCUUCAGCAGCAGGGGGCAGCAGUGCUUCAGAAUCAGGAACAAAGUCCACAACAACAGAGGAGAAGAAGGAGGAGGAGGGCGGCUUCUUCUCCAGACUAAAGAAAAUGUUUAGCUAACACUCAGCUAGAGAAGAAAACUCAUGAAUGCCAGACCGGUCCUCCAUACCUUCUGUUUGGGAGAACACAAAGACUGAGACCAUGUGUGGAUUUGUGCUGUGAGGACCGUCAGGUUUAAGGUGACGUAGGAGCUACGUCCAUGAGUCCUGCAGGAGAAUUAGUGAUGUGACACCUCACAAUGACCUCCACAGACCAGAAAUCCAUGUUCAGUCAGACAUUUCAUAACUACAGACGUUAAAUUGUGCAGUGAAACUAUUUUAUCCUCGGUGCAGUGAGAGGCUGAAGGUGGUUCUUACUCAGCCUCAGACCAAAGCAGCAGCGUAGAUCUGGAAGGAUAGAGCCGGUCUAGUUUCUCUGAGCAAAGCUAUCACAGGUCCACGAGAAGAUGUUUAAUUUGUUUAUGUAGAGGCACCAGUCACAUAUUUAAUAACUACAUCAUUGCAUUAUUAAGCUGCAUAAAUGUUCCAAGCAGGUUUUUGGGACUUGAUUGGUUUUCCAUCUAAAACAAACUCAAUUUAAAUGUUAAAUAGAACAUUUACAAUAUGUAAUUAUUUUAGUUUAAUAAUAAAGUAAUAUUUACUUAC